This is a messenger RNA of Antechinus flavipes (yellow-footed antechinus), 3291 nucleotides long. RefSeq names its product OX-2 membrane glycoprotein-like. The record is from RefSeq and is a predicted model, not a curated record. NCBI's taxonomy places the organism in Eukaryota, Metazoa, Chordata, Mammalia, Dasyuromorphia, Dasyuridae. The coding region runs from base 19 to 927 and encodes 302 amino acids. The transcript is spliced from 5 exons. Gene Ontology annotation, molecular function: cell-cell adhesion mediator activity.
UUUGGUUUCAUAACCGUGAUGUUGCUGACAGUGUGCGUGGUGCUUUCUGUCUCCAGGAGCAUGGUUGCUGGAAUGCUAAGGGUGAUUCAUGAGCCAGAAGUGACCAGCACUGUUGGAGAAAAUGUGACUCUGUCCUGCCAGCUAUCUACUGAGAAGGAGGUCCUCCAAGUCACCUGGCAGAAAGAAGGUCAAACAACAGAUAAUAUAGCUACAUACAGCUCCAAUCAUGGCCCCAGAUUACUUGGAUCCUACCAUGACCAUGUCCGAGUGACCCAAAGUGAUUUGUACUCCUCAGCCAUCACGCUUGACUUGGUCUCCUUUAAAGAUGAAGGAUGCUACAGAUGCAUUUUCAAUAUCUUCCCCAUAGGACCUGUGGUGGGCAGAAUGUGUUUGAGUGUUUAUGCUAUAUCAAAACCCAAGGUGGAGGCCCAGCUGCUGACCAUAGGAGAGGAGGAAAUGCUGGCAGUGAGUUGCCAGGUGACGGCAAAACCAGCUCCCGAGAUCACCUGGGACCUGCCGGAUGGCUUAGUGGUCAUGCCGCAACUGUCCUAUGUUUGGCAUCCUAACAAGACUGUAACUGUCAUCAGCAACUUCACCUACAUCCCUGCCCAAGUCUCCCAGCAGGGGCCAAUAAUAUGUUUGAUUCACCACCCGAUCCUCAAGACAAAGAUGCCAUUGGAGUAUCCAUUGCAUAGACCUUCUGAUGGACAUAAGAUCUUCUUCAUAGCCUUCUCUUUUGUGAUCGUCACUGUUUUUCUCCUGGGACUCUGUUAUUUCUGUUUACGGAAACAAAAAAUGGGUGCCUGUCAAGUGGGUGAAGCUCUGAUCUUGGCCACCACUUGGUUGAUUCCAAAGAUCUGCUGCGGGAGGUUCUCAAACAAACUUUCUGCCAAUAUCAUUGAACAUCAAAGGACAGAGGCCGUGUGAUACCCUUUUUUUUUUUUAACUUAUGCUGGAAGUAUUCUCCAACCUGUGCUGAGCUGCAUUACUGAAAAUGGCAAGGAAACAGGUGACUCAACCAUUUGGCUCCUUCAAAAUGAUUCCCAUGGUGUUGCUGAGCUUUCUGUGAUCCAGGGAUCUUUUGAUCUUGUUUCUUGUAUUGCUCCAUUUCAGUUCUUCAGUGGGUCUACAGUCUCAUGAGUUUUGGAAUUCCUUCCGGUGAUGUGAAGUGGAACAGAAUGUGAUCCCUCCAUAUGUACCUGUUUGAUGUCACUCUUGUCAAUGGUGUUCCAAAAAUUUGGCACAAGGAAUCGAUCUAAUGCUUGGAACCAUCUUUGAUUUUUCCACUUCUGAAGAUAUCAACAAAACAUUCUGCCUAUUUCUGACAUCAACAUGUGAUCUCAACAAGUGAUUUAUCCAUUUUUCUUUCUGGUAUAUUCUCCCAUGAUGACAUCCUUGGAUCUUAUACUUUUUCAGAAAACCUCACUGAUUAUAUGUCAUGGCUGCUUAUAGCUACCUCUUAUCUCACCAAUGUCCCAUAACCACUUUCUAAGUGUUUCAUAGGAUAUGGGGUUCCAGUUGCAUGGUCAUAUAACAUAAUUUCUAAUAUGCUUAGCACAAAAGAUCCUUUUCUUUUAGGAAAAACUGUAUAGAGUGAAAUCAUUUUUGAUGAAACAAGAAUGUGAAGAAUAUAUACAUGUGCCAUAUGUUUCAAAGAGUCAGAAUCUCUAGUCAUAUGCAAUGAUUUUUACUUUGUUGGCAUUGUUUAGUUAUUUAAAUCAUGUUAAAUCAUCUCUGGCACACCAUUUUGGGGUUUUCUUGACAAAGAUACUGGAAUGGCUUGUUUUUUUCUCUGGGAAACUGAGGUAAAUGGAGUUAAGUGACUUCCCCAUGGUCACACUCAUGAAGAUUAAUUUUCCUGAUUCUAAGCCCAGUUCUCUAUACAUUGCACUGCCUAGCUUUCCCUGUAAUAAGUUUGCUAGCCAGAAUCAAAAUAAAUGGGAAUUCCUGAUUUCAACCAGAUAAUUAAUAUUAUCUGAACAACGGUGAAUUAUAUCUAUUGGUUGUCUUCGUGACCAAACCAAUUUAUUUCUGUUUAUACAAUGUCAUCAACACUACCUCAUAAAUAAAAAUACUUAAGAAAUUCGGGGAUCUCUGAAGUGGGUUUAGGUAACCCCUUUGCUAAUGUGGAUUUUGAGUCCCCAUUUAAGUCUUUGCAAGUAACUGCACCUAACUAACACACCAUCCUAUAGGCAUUCUGGGGCUCAAUGAUCUUGGUUGGAUUGAUUUUCAGGAUGAAGACAGUCCGUCUCUUUGACUUUUCCUGUACUUGAAGAUAUACUAGAAUGUUAGGGUCAUUCAGGGCAUCCGCUGUACUAACUAUUCUUGGAGCAAUAGAAGUUACCACUAAGUUACUGUGAACAAAGAAUUCUCAUGAAGAGGGUCCGUAUUACUGCAUUGUAUUUAUCCAAUGUUAUUAUUUAAGAUGUCAUUUCUAUCUUUAAAAAAAAAUCCCUUUGUCUUUUCCCCCAAAUAUGCCCCUCCCUCUUUCCUUACCAUGAAUGACUUUUUGUAACAAACAUAAAAAUAAGUACAGUAAAAACAAUCAACAGAUCAACAGAGUCUGUAUGUGAACUGGAGAAAUGGAUUUAUUAUCAUGAUAGCACAGAGGUUGUUGGGUGAUGCUGUAAAAGUGGAAGCUGAAAUGCUGCAGUGGAAAGCAAGGGAGAUUCCUUGAUUUGCCUUUAAUAGGCUGUUUCAGAUGUGAGCAAACAUUUUAUAGGAUCUAAUCUGAAGCUAAAGGGGAAUGCGAUUUCAAGGUGGAAGGGAUAUUAAAUAAUAAAUAAAUAAAAGUUAAUCAUAAUAAACAUUCCAUUUCUCUCCAAUUUUACAGAUGAGAAAAAUGAGGUCCAGGGGAGUUAAACCUUAAUUCCUUUUAGGAAUAAUUAUAUCUGAAGGAAGAACAGUAAACUAUGUCCAAUUUCUGCUUCCAAUGGCCAUAUCAGGACUACACAGACACAUACACACACACACACGUGUAAAUGUAUAUGUAUAUUCCAUAUGUGAGUACAUACUAUUUAUAUCUACAUAUAUAAAUAUAUGUAUACAUUUAUAUUUGUGCAUAUGUAUGUAUAUAGUACAUGUAUAGCUGUAUAUACAUUUGUGUAAAUAUGCACAUGUAUGCACAGUGUAUUAUAUGUGUACUAUAUAUAUACACAUCUGUGUAUGUAAGUAUGUAUGAUUUGGUUUUAUAUCACCUGUAUUUUCUAGUAUAUCUUACCUGCUCCUCAUAAAGAACCAUUCAUUCAAAGGGAGAGUUAAAUAAAAUAAACAAAAAUAAUCAAACUCGAA